Rodentolepis nana is the source of this 2919-nucleotide messenger RNA. The record is from the annotation of a GenBank genome assembly. Lineage: Eukaryota; Metazoa; Platyhelminthes; Cestoda; Cyclophyllidea; Hymenolepididae.
AUGGAUUUUACUUCUGCCGCCGAUAAAUUAUCUGUUGGUCAUCGUCAGUUUUAUGAAUUGCCAAAGCUUCCCGAUCUCAGUGACGUUGAUUCAACCGUUUAUCGCCUUACAAGUACUGUUAGAUCGAGUACAACCGAAAGUCAGAAAGACACUGAUAUAUCUGGUUUCGAGAAGACUGAAGAUUUCUUCGAUUAUAUAAAUAAGAAUGUUAUUGGCUAUAACAAAGUAUUUACAAGCGCCUUCGGUGAUCGACGGGUGGUUUAUUGUGACUAUAUUGCCUCCGGCCGUGCUCUAUCUUUCAUUGAGGACUUUAUUUACAAUGAAGUUCUCCCAAAUUACGGCAACACCCACACUAUGACCAGUGUCACUUCAGUUCAGACAACUAUGUUCCGUCAUGAGGCUAAAGACAUAGUCAGAAAUGCUGUUCGAGCAAGUGACUAUGAUGCAGUCUUUUUUGUUGGCAGCGGUUGUACUGGUGCUGUUCACAAACUCAUUCACAAUCUGCAUCUUGAAAAUCCUCCCAUAGUCAUUACCGGUCCUUUUGAACAUCACUCCAAUAUGCUUCCUUGGAGACAUUUAGCUGCAAAAAUAGUUCGUCUCAAAACAGACAAGUCAGGGAAUGUAUCCUAUAAAUAUCUUCAACAAGUUCUUAUAGAGGAGGAAAAGAAUGCCAAGAACUUGGGUUGUCAUAUAAUCGUAUGCCUAGCAGCCGCGUCAAAUGUAACCGGUAUCUUGAUUGACGUUGACAAGUUCUCCGCCCUUGUUCAUCGAUACGGUGGUUUAGUUUUCUGGGAUUAUGCAACCGCUGCUCCCUAUGUGAGAAUCGAUAUAAAUCCAGUUGUUGUGGGACCAGAUCGUGAUCUAGUGUAUAAGGAUGCUGUGUACUUUUCGAUUCACAAAUUUGUGGGAGGAGUCCAAACCCCUGGUAUACUAAUUGCAAAGAGAGUCCUAUUUAAGGCUGGUGAGAAACAUCCCGAUGGUUGUGGUGGAGGAAGUGUAUGUUUUGUUCGAAGAGAGCACCAGGUUUACUUGAAGGAUGUCGAGGAAAGAGAGGAGGGUGGAACACCUGCAAUUGUUGAAUCUAUUCGAGCUGGUUUGGCCAUGCAAUUAAAGGAGGCUGUCACUCCUGAAGUUAUCAUGGCUCGGGAAGAGGUUGUGGUCAAACGAGCGUGGGAACGUUUCAAGAAAUGCCCAACUCUUCUAGUAUUAGGGGGUACUGAGGCCCCACGCUUGCCCAUCUUCUCAGUGGUUAUACGUCACGUUUUUCCCGAUAUCACCUCUGAGGCUGGACGGAAUGGUGAACAGCGACCGUGCGAUCGACCCAUGUUUCUCCACCAUACCUUCGUGGCUGCUCUUCUCAAUGACCUCUUUGGAAUACAGUGUCGGUCGGGUUGUGUCUGCGCAGGGCCCUAUGCUAUGGAUCUCCUUGGGAUCGAUGAAUCUCUAGCCCAAUUAUAUGAAGACGCUCUUGUUGUCAGUGGAACUUCAGCUUGCCACAUGACGAAACCAUAUGAAAAUGUAUCUCGGGAGGUUCUGAGGCCCGGGUUCACUCGCUUCUCCAUCCCCUACUUCAUGCCCGAUGAUGAGGCGGACUUUGUUCUCGAAGCCGUUUGCUUCAUCGCUGAAUACGGCUGGGCCUUCCUCCCUCUAUACACCUACGAUACCAUGACUGGUGAAUGGAAACAUCACAAGCAGGAUCAUCUGGAAGGUCGACAGUGGCUAGGUCACGUCAAGUAUGCCAAUACGGGCAUGGUUUGGCGUCGUGCUAAACCCAAAUCUCGCGGUCCUCUUCCAAAGACCCUUCAGGACUGUCUCUUAGCCGCUAAAGUAGAGUUAAAACGAGCUGUGGACUUUGUGAAGAACUCCACUGUCUCUCCAGUGCCUGAUGUGACUUCUAGUUUCGAUCAAAUAAGCCAGAAACUCCGAUGGUUUGUUCUCCCGUGUGAAGCCGCGGCGCAGAUACGUGGAGAGAUUGGUCAGUUGGCGAUUUCAACUGGCCCCUCCUCACCCUGGGUACCGGGCACUAUGGAUCCUUGUACAAAUACCUUAUUUAGUAUGGCAUCAUCGCAUUCACUUCGUUCGGAGAAGACUCUGUGCUCUUGCUCUCAAUAUGAGAUUACUCAAAGGCCUGCAAGAUCAGCAUCUCCUAAUCAAUCCACCGCCCCAAAUUCUCAUUUGAGUAAUAGUGCUCACUUAUCUUCUGAAGAAAGCUCUCAGCGAGAUUACCAACAAAAAAAUAAUAAUCAUAUCGAUGAUAAUUGCGCUACUUCAGUCCUCUGCCGUAGGUCACCAACAGUCAGUGAGGAUGACUUUGUUGGUAGUGACGAGGAAAUUGACAUUGAAGAGUUGGAAGGUGUUAUUAAGGGUCUCAAUGGACCUUACGUUCCCGCAUCAAAAACCAAAGGACUAAUUAGACCCAGUCUGCUUAUGAACAAGAAGGAUGAAAAGUCCCUAUGGAGACGUCCAAUCAAGCAGCUCUACAAGCCCUUCCUCCAAGCUAUCAAUGACUUUAAAAUGAUACAGUCCGGAGAUAAGAUCCUGGUCUGUUUAUCGGGUGGAAAGGAUAGCUUGUCGUUGUUGCAUUGCAUGCAUGCCUACCAGGAGACGUGUCGGCGACGUCCGGAUUAUCCCUUCUUUGAGAUUGGAGCAGUCACCGUUGAUCCGGGAAGUUCGGCCUUUGAUCCAAGACCCCUUAUUCCUUAUCUUGCAGAGCUUGGAGUGAAGUAUCACUAUGAGGAGCAGAAAAUCAUGGAUAAAGCAAGUGAACUUGGAGAGCAGUGCAGUAGUAUUUGUAGUUUUUGCUCAAGAAUGAAACGAGGAAGGAUCUAUGCAGCCGCUCUGAAACACGGAUACAAUGUAAUAGCACUUGGACAACAUCUGGAUGAUCUCACGGAAAGUUUCAUAAUGUCAUGCUUCCAU